AUGCCGCGUCAUAGUAAAAACAAUACUGCACUUUCGUUCUUUACGUAUGCUGAAGGCAAAGCGUUAAAAUAUGGUACAAAAAAGCAACGUUUAGGUCGAGAUUCCAUGCGAGAAUUUGAUGCAUGUUUUCUUUGCCUUCGAAGAGCUCGUGAUCCUAUAUGUUGUGAACAAGGUCAUCUAUAUUGUAAAGAAUGUAUAUUAGAAAAUCUUUUAGCACAAAAAAAAGAAAUCCGACGUCAACAAAAUUUAUUAGAAGCAAGAGCAAAAGAUGAACUUGAGGAAUCUAAAAGAAAAGAACAAUUAGCUAAAGAAGCAGUUAUUCAUAAUUUUGAAAGACAACAAGUUCGAAUCGCUCCAUUUGGAUCAAAAACUGAUGAAUCAACAAAAUUAUCAAUAGAUACUUUGACAAAAACUAUUGAUAAAACAAUUGAUACUCCUAACUCCUCAAAAAGUGUCAAAGCCAUAGAGAGUAGUGAAGCAUUUCAAGAUAAAGAACUAACUUUAAUAGCCGGAAAAAAACGUGAUUUUCAUCUCGAUGAAGAUGAAGCAGCUGCAACUAAACCAAAAUUACCUAAUUUCUGGUUGCCGUCGCUUACCCCUUCUGCUGAUCCUGAUAAAAUAAAAUCUGUGAAACUACAGACUAUGUGUACAGCCACUGAUCCUGAACAUCCUUUUGGUGUAAAAAAUUUUAUACCAACAAAGUUCACUGAAGAUAUAGAUACAAAAACUAAAAAAACUAGUUUUGUUUGUCCUUCAUGUCGUAAAACCUUAACAAACUCUGUUAAAAUUUGUUUGAUGAAACGUUGUGGGCAUGUUAUUUGUAAAACUUGUGUUGAAAAAUUUGUUAAAAGUUCAAAACAAUGUUUUGUUUGUAAUGAAAAAUGUCGAAGUAAAGAUAUUACUGAUAUGUCGGGUGAAGGUACUGGAUUCGCAAGUGGAGGUGGUCCAGUUAUGGCAGAACGUUUCGAUGUCGCAUUUCAAUAA
Molecule: messenger RNA, 984 nt
Organism: Scutellospora calospora
Lineage: Eukaryota; Fungi; Glomeromycota; Glomeromycetes; Diversisporales; Gigasporaceae
Source: the annotation of a GenBank genome assembly